CAACAGCACAUGCUUCUCAAAGUCUGGAAUGACAACGGAAAGAAUACAGAAGAAAAGAAAAGAAGAAAAAAAAACACUCCCUCAUCUGUUCGCUUUUUUCUUCACUUCCUUACUACUCCCCCCAUCUCGCUCUCUCUCGGCUCUCCCUCUCUUCUAUUUAUUUCGCAGAAAACAUGAAGGAAAAGAGGAGCAAAUUCCAGCGUGGACCAACGUCAAGUGAAAGUUUCUCAUGAGCUGGGAUCACAUCAUUACAGAGCGGAUGGAAGGACAGGAAGGAAAAUAUCAAUUCAACUCCAUGCCAUGAUAAGCGCUUGGAUGAAUAAACAAUCGGGAAACUAAUAAACUACUGCGCGCGCUCGUGAAUGUGUGACAGUCGGGUUCGCGUGCGUUGUGCCCGCCGCGACUCGAGGCUCUGGGUCGGGUUCUGGUUCUGACUCAUUAAGGGUUUCAACGGCUACGGAAGUUUGGAGACUUGAAACCAAGAAGCAGAGGCGUCGCCACCCUUCGAUUCAACAGCCAUGGCCGGGGCGAAACCGGGAGUACACGCGCUACAACUCAAACCGGUGUCUGUCCACGAAGUGCUUAAAAAGGGGAGCAAGUUUAUCAAAUGGGACGAGGAGCCCAACAGUACACCCAGCCUUGUCACCCUCAAAGUGGACCCAGAUGGAUUCUUCCUCUAUUGGUCUGGAGGGACCAACAUGGAAGUGGAAAUCCUGGACAUCAGCCAUAUCAGGGACACCAGGACAGGGAAGUUUUGCAAGAUGCCUAAGGACCAGCGUAUGAAAGAUCUUUUGGGGUUGGGCAAAGGAGAAGGGAAUGUGGAGUCCAAGCUGCUAACUGUUGUCUAUGGCAACGACCUGGUCAACAUCUCCUUCCUCAACUUCCAAGCUGUGCAGGAUGGCUAUGCCAAGGUGUGGACUGAUGAGCUCUUUAAACUUGCCACGAACAUACUGUCCCACAAUUCUUCCAGCAACACCUUCUUAUUCAAAGCUUACACUAAGCUAAAUCUGCAGGUAAAUCAGGAUGGGAAAAUCCCUGUGAAGAAUUUCCUGAAAAUGUUUUCAGAUAAGAAGCGUGUGGAGACUGCGCUAGAACACUGCGGUCUCGUCAGUAACAAGGCCGACGGUAUAAAGCCAGAUGAAUUUACCUGGGACAGGUUCCAAAACUUCCUCAACAAGCUGAGUCCCAGACCAGAGGUGGAGCGCAUCUUUGUGGAGCUAGGCUCUAAAGGAAAGCCCUUCCUAUCUCUGGAUCAGUUGAUGGACUUUAUAAACAACAGACAGAGAGAUUCACGGCUAAACGAGGUACUUUACCCGCCGCUCAAACGAGAACAGAUCCGCCAGCUCAUGGAGAAAUAUGAGACCAACGCCAGCCAGCUAGAGAGGGAUCAGAUCUCCCUGAUGGGCUUCACAAAGUAUCUUGGUGGGGAUGAGAACUCUGUGGUUCCUCCUGAGAGGUUGGAUAUCAUCGAUGACAUGAAUCAACCUCUGUCACACUAUUUCAUCAACUCUUCACACAACACCUACCUUACAGUGGGGCAGUUGACAGGUCUGUCAUCAGUAGAGAUGUAUCGGCAGGUGUUGCUGACAGGGUGCCGCUGUAUAGAGCUGGACUGUUGGAAGGGCCGCCCACCUGAAGAAGAACCAAUCAUCACGCACGGUUUCACCAUGACCACUGAGAUUCUAUUCAAGGAGGUGAUUGAGGCCAUUGCUGAAAGUGCGUUCAAGACGUCUCCCUACCCCCUCAUCCUAUCCUUUGAGAAUCAUGUGGACUCAGCAAAGCAGCAGGCUAAGAUGGCAGAGUACUGCCGCUCUAUGUUUGGGGAUGCACUGCUCAUUGAUCCACUGGAGAAAUAUCCGCUGGUCCCUGGUCAACAACUGCCAAGCCCCCAGGAGCUGAUGGGGAAGAUUCUAAUCAAGAACAAGAAGAAACGUGAUCCCAAGGCAUCUAACGGAGGGAGCAUCCGACGCAAAGAUGGCAUGGAUGACCAGUCCUCACCUUUAAAUGAUUCUCCAUUGUCUGAUGGGGAGGUAGGCCAGCUCAUGUCCAAUGGGGGUGAGAAGCUUGGAGAGAGGAUGACCAAAGACCUUGAUAUCCGCAAAUCUAUUGAUCGUGGAGAUGGAGAGAGUGAUGAAGAAGAAGAGGAGGAACCCAUUCCCGAUCCAAAGAAACACAACAACACUGAUGAGGGUACUGCAUACAGUGAGGUGAACGCAACUGAGGAGAUGUCCACAUUGGUCAACUACAUAGAACCAGUCAAAUUCAAAUCCUUUGAGGUGGCAACCAAGAGGAAUAAAUAUUGUGAGAUGUCAUCUUUUGUGGAGACCAAAGGCAUGGACACUCUGAAGAACUCUCCCAGCGAGUUUGUAGAAUACAAUAAAAAGCAGCUGAGUCGUAUCUACCCCAAAGGGACUCGUGUUGACUCCAGUAACUACAUGCCACAACUCUUCUGGAACGUGGGCUGCCAGAUGGUGGCGCUAAACUUCCAGACGCUCGACUUGCCGAUGCAGCUGAACAUGGGUGUGUUUGAAUAUAAUGGGCACUGUGGUUACCUGUUAAAGCCGGAGUUCAUGAGACGCACUGACAAACACUUUGACCCAUUCACUAUGGAUAUUGUGGAUGGCAUCGUAGCCAACACAAUCAAGAUCAAGAUCAUCUCAGGGCAGUUUCUGAAUGAUAAGAAGGUCGGUGUUUAUGUGGAGGUGGACAUGUUUGGACUCCCUGCAGAUACUAAAAGGAAAUAUCGAACGAAAACCUCUAACAAUAACUCUCUUGACCCAGUCUGGAAUGAAGAUACAUUUGUGUUCAACAAGGUGGUGUUGCCUACCCUCGCGUCUCUGAGAGUAGCCGUCUAUGAGGAAAACGGGAAGUUUAUUGGACAUCGCAUCUUGCCUGUAUCGGCAUUGCGCCCAGGGUACCACUACAUCAGUCUGAAGAACGAGCUGAAUCAGCCGCUCAUGCUCUCCUCCCUGCUCGUGGACACAAAGGUGCAGGACUACAUCCCCAAUGAGCACCAAGAGUAUGCUGAGGCUCUGACAAACCCCAUCAAACAUCUCUCUCUGCUGGCCCAGAGAGAAAGGCAACUUUUAGCACUUAUGGAGGACCCCACAGAGGGUGGCCCUUCAAAACAAGAGGAAGGAGACAAGAUUGACUCGAGCUGCAUGACCUCUGUUGACCACAUUUUCCCUAUGCCUUCAACACUUCCUCCUGUAGUCAAUGAGGUCAUGAGCACACCUGCAUCAGGCCCUAAAGAAGAUCUAGUCAACAAUAUUCUUAAAGUCAUUGAACCUCAGUCUAUUGAACAGCUCAAGCAGCACAAUUCCUACCUAAAGCUGUUAAGGAAGCAAUGCAAGGAACUCAAGGAGCUGCGAAAGAAACACAUCAAAAAGGUGUGGGCUCUCAGUAAAGAUCAAAAGACUCGUUGUAAUCAGUUGAACUCGGAGCUACAGAGAAGAAGGAUUCAGCUGGAGAAACGUUUGCGCCCCAGUCUGAAGAAAAGUGGAUCUGAAGAGCAUGCACUGAGGGAACUUAACGAGCUGGAUCAGGAACUACAGAAACAGACGGAGAAGUUCAGACAGGAGCAGAUGCAGGAGCUUCUCGAUCUCCGACAGGCACAACAUAAGACAGAGACGGAGACUAAACACUGUCACCUUAAAGAGGCCAAUCAGAAGCUGAAGGAAAUCGCCCAAGAAUGCCAAACAACCCAGAUCAAGAAACUCAAGGAAGUGUGUGAAAAGGAGAAGAAAGAGUUGCAGAAGAUUCUGGAGAGGAAGAGACUGAACAGCAUCUGUGAGGCCAAGAAAGCAGAAAAAGAAAAGUCAGAGGCGGAGCUGAAUGAUAUCAAUAAAAAGCAUAUCUAUGAGUCGGUCAGCUUAAUCCGUCAGUUGGAAGUGUCUCAGGGGAAACGUCAAGAGAAGUUGAAAGCCCUUCACAAGGACAUCCUUCAGAAAAUGGAGGAGGAAGAUCCUCUGAAUCAGGCCCGCCUGACACGUGAAUGUGAUGCGGAGCUGAAGCGCCUACCAGAUGAGAUCUUUCUGUAUCUACAAGGGGAGCUAGAGAGCAAAAGCUCCCUGAAAGACACCCUCAUGAGUCAGGCCAAUCAGGACAGUUCCGGCCCGCCUUCCAACUGCAGCACACCCACUUACUCCUCCCCCAAUCACAGCUGGAGCAACAUCGGCAAUAUCAGUGCCUCAUUGCUGGACUCCCCCACCUCAAAAACUCAUGUCAAGUCAGAGACGGACACUACAGGAGUGUACUAGUGAUACUACAGUUUUUUGUUUUGCUUUUCUUAUCAGUCUCCUCAAUCCAUUUCUGUCCUCUUGAUUCUAAGUAUAGAUAUAGUAUUACUAAGACUAAGGAUUGCUUUAUUUUUUUGUUAUCCUGCAUACACUUUCCCACUUUGUCUGUCUGAUUUCAGAUCUUUUUACUUUCGUUUUAACCAAAGUCCUUUUAUAAUCCUUAAUUACAUUGGAUUUUUAUCUUAGCUUUAAAAACGUGGGCUCUUAAUGCUAAUGCCUGUGUGUAAGACACCUGUGGAAAGGGUUGGGUGGGGUAAACCUUUCAUUAUGUUCUCUAUUUCUGUUGUAUAGUGUGUACUGUGUAGCUCUAUGUGUAGUACUGCAAAUUGUCUUGAAGGUGGCAGUAGCGAAUGGGUGAAUUAUGAGGCUUGACUAAUGCUGAAUCUGAAUGGUACGUGUUUACAUAAAAUUGCACAGAUGGACUAUUGCUUAGCCAAUCUACAGUAACAUGAUUUCAACAGUAAAUUUCUUUUAAUGCAGCUACAUUGCAACCAAAACACUUUUCUGAAGAGAGUGAAUCGAUUAUCUUGUUUUGAGCGUGUUGUGUAUAAAUGUUUAAGUGCCUCACGUCGUCUUUUACUUAACUCUCUCUACCAGAUUAUGCUUUCUAAAAUCCUAUAAUCCUACUCUCUCUACUCUACCUCCCCCCAUAUCUGUCUCUGUUUAGGUUGGUUUAAUGUAAUCUAAUCCUGACUCUGAAAUUCUGUGUUAUUGGCAGUGAUCCCACAUGUCUCACACUCUCAAAUCGAUUGAUAUCCAGGAAACUUUCCAGACACUUUUUGUUAUUAUUUCUUGUUCCACCCCAUUUUUUUAUACAAACCCCUUUGAAUCCACUCACCCGGGUUCGAGUGGCGUUCAACUUCAUAUCCUAUUACUGAGAUGCUACACGCAAUAGUACUAUUUGUGACUGAGAUACUACAAACCCCCUCUGGCUUUUUUCAAGUCAGGUCUAUUCAGAGUCAUAACAUGUUGUCUAAUAUAAAUUUUUAAGGUGAGAUUAAAGCAAGACUUCCCCAGUUUAGCUCCGUUCACUGCAAUCCAAGGCUUUUUUUUAGUCCAUUAGAAAGGGUGAUGGUUGGAUUUGGCUUUCUGUUACUGUAAUCUGUUCUGCUGGCUCUCUGCAGUUCCUGUUUGCUUUAAUACAUUCGAUUCCAUCGCUUUUUCAUUCAUCUCUUGUGAACCUCCCAUAUCCCUUCUCACCUUUCCCCCCACCUCUCUCUCCUAAAGAGGUAGAUCACCAAAAACUCAACGUCAUGUUGUUCUAAGCCUGUAUGAUUUUCUAAGGAGAUGGUAGGUUGUAUAUUAGGCAGUGACAGCCUCAGUCACCACUCACGUUCAAAGCAUCUCCUUUUGUGUUUCACAGAAAAAAGAAAGUUGGUACAACAUGAGGAUGAAUAAAGUAAAUUUCAUUUGACACACACAUAUGUGUAAUACGGCGCUCGCUCUGCCAGCUGCACUCAAUGCCCUGCUAUCCUGGUCUCGGGUGCAUCAGUUGCACUAUAAAGCCAGUGAAUGAGAGUUUGCUUGGUGUUUUAUGAGCACUUUGAGAAAUACAAUCAAUUGCAGCACUUACGACUAUAAGCAAAGACAUUUGCUAAGUAACAGGCCUCAUAAUUGGCCUCUUUGACAAAUAUGCAACAUAGACGUGACAUUUACUCUCUCAGAUUGGAUGAAAGUAGAAAGGAUUUUCCUAGAUGUGUAAUUUACACAAUUUUGUAAAUGUGUGAGCGAGUGAGUGAUUAUACCCUUGGCUGUGUGAAUGGAUACUGCACAGUAGAGUUUAGAAGGCCAGAAGGGCACAAGCAAAAGGGCUGUUUUGAGAUGGGAAACACCAUCUUUCACUAUAAGGAAAUAAGAGUGUUGAGGAAUUGUGUUUGAGUGUGAAUGUACAUAAUUCAGCACAUAGUCUUUAUAGUGUGUUUGCAUGUUAAGUCAAUAGCGUUAUAUACCCAUAUGAACAGGAAUAAAUGGUACGUGCAUGUAAGUAUAUCCUCUCCAAAUUUCAUGUACUGUUGUACUUAAGGGCCAAAAUCAUUCUACCAGGAAAUAUUCAUGUGUAUUUCAUUGUAAACGCAUAACAGUUCUUAUGGAUCAUCAUAUAAUUCAUUCCUCUUUAGUCCACUACUGACUAGAGAAGAAGUGGAUGGUGCAGUCUGUCUUUGCUUGUGUGUCGGUUUAGGGAGGGGCACUUAAAAGUUCACUAUCUAGUGUCCCUACAACAAGCACACAUUACCGUGAUACCAAUCUGUCUUCUGCUGUCUGUCAUAUUAUUUGUUGGUUAAAUGAGGUGUAGGUGUCUUUAUAGAGAAACAGGCCAAAAAUUAUUUUAGAUAUUUUAUUUUAAAAUCAAACACUGCGUAGUAUGAUUCUCCAAUAUCACUUUUGUUUUCUAAAUAGCAAGCUGAAAGAAGGAUACGUUUCUUGUUUUUUUUUUUGGUUAAAAUUGAAAAGUGAUGGUUUUGACUUUGACCAGACAAAAUAGCAAAAUUUUACCAUUUUAAAUACCCAAUUUCUAAUAAUUAUUUUCCUUGAAAACCACUUUUUGUGUGUGUCUCGAAAUGGGACAAAAUUCAGGUUGUUGCUCUGAAUUUGCUCUAAAAUGUAAAUCCUGCCCUUUAAAUUCAGUUCUGCAUGGUUGCUAAGGUUUGGAGUUUUCCAAAGCAGACGUUUGCAUGCCAAUUCCAGUCUAUAACCAGACAUCCUCAGGGGAGAUCAGAACUUUGUCUUUUGACUCAUUUAUCCUAACUAUGUAAUGUUGGUGUUUAUAAUAAAACCUAUGAGGAUGGCAGUCAGACUUCAAGGGAAAUUACCUGCUUACCCAAGGGCUAACUUCUGCUCUGCCUCAGUUACAGCUUUAACCAAGUACAUAUUUCAUAGUUUCAGGAGUUUAUAGUUUAUUGCAUUCUCUCUCACACACAUUCUUUGCAUCUGUCUCUUUAUCACCUUCCUACUGAAACACUUGUUAACACUGUAUGUAGAUAAAGUACUGGUCUGCCUUGUUAAAGGGAAAAUUAUUACUCUGGAUGUAAUUUUUAUUGCCUCAAUAAAUAAUAUAACUGUACAUUCAAUAAAUAAGGAACAUUGUCA
Messenger RNA from Xyrauchen texanus (razorback sucker), 7385 nucleotides. RefSeq names its product phospholipase C, beta 3 (phosphatidylinositol-specific) (gene plcb3). Gene Ontology annotation, biological process: lipid catabolic process; phosphatidylinositol-mediated signaling. The transcript has 34 exons. Gene Ontology annotation, molecular function: calcium ion binding; phosphatidylinositol-4,5-bisphosphate phospholipase C activity; calmodulin binding. NCBI's taxonomy places the organism in Eukaryota, Metazoa, Chordata, Actinopteri, Cypriniformes, Catostomidae. Bases 519 to 4259 code for a protein of 1246 amino acids. The record is from RefSeq and is a predicted model, not a curated record.